CUCCGUUCACCCUCACAACCACCCACAGCGUCUUCCGCCAUGUCCUUCCAGCCGGUGCACCCUCAGCCCUUCACGCCCGCCGAGGCGGCGCAGCUGGACGUCGGGACAAUCGUGGCUGAGAUCGCGCGCCUCCGUAACUCGCUCUCCCACCUCAUUGCGACGCAGGGCGAGCUGCGUUCCGCUCUCGCUGAAGAAGAGGACGCGGAUCUGCGGUCGGCGUUGGACGAGAACGAGGGGGUCAUCGCGAGCCAGAGCGAGCGCGUCGAGAUGCUCCGCUCGGUGUUGAUUGACAAGGUGGGCGCUGAGAGUCUGGCGCACUACGGCAUCGAGCCGCCACCAACGCAGUCUCCGGCACAGACGAACGGGAGCGUCGCCAACGGUGCUCCCACCGCAAGCGAAGACGAGGGCAUGCACCUGUAAACAAGGGCGGGAAUGUGUAUGAGGAGCGUGUGGGGUAGUAUAAUGUGAUGCUUAGAAGCGGCUAGAUGCUAGAUAGGACUACAGAUAUCCCCUCCCAGUGCCUUUGGGGAAGGCGCGCACAGCAGCGGGCUCGAGGCGGAACUGAACGGCCUUGUCCCUGCUCACUGCUGGCCCCACACCGGCGGGGACUGGGACAGCCGAGAUCUCGCCGCUGACCUCGCCUGAGCGUGGUGUCAACCCCGAUACGCGCCACCACGGCCCGAGGCGGAUUAGCCGCCGCGUAAGAUCCUCGUUCUCGUGCGCCGUUGAGAUGAGGCAUCCCCCUGACGUGCGCACAUCG
Molecule: messenger RNA, 760 nt
Organism: Cutaneotrichosporon oleaginosum
Lineage: Eukaryota; Fungi; Basidiomycota; Tremellomycetes; Trichosporonales; Trichosporonaceae
Source: RefSeq, a predicted model, not a curated record